UGCUCAAUCCCUGAAAUUCAAACCCUGCAUUUCUCUUUUAGAAACCCACAAAUAAUACUAAUAAUAAAUAAGUGAUGGGGUUUCCGGCUAAUGGCUCUUCGGAGAAACCAUUGAAGUUUCUGAUCUACGGUCGAACCGGUUGGAUCGGCGGCUUAUUAGGUAAACUCUGCGAAUCCAAGGGAAUCGACUACGUGUACGGUUCAGGCCGUUUGGAGAACCGGAUUUCUCUUGAGUCGGACAUAGCCUCCGUGAAUCCGACCCAUGUUUUCAAUGCUGCCGGUGUCACCGGCCGUCCGAACGUCGAUUGGUGCGAAUCCCAUAAGGCCGAGACCAUCAGAACCAAUGUGGUCGGAACUCUUACCCUUGCCGACGUUUGCAGAGAAAAAGGCCUCAUCUUGAUUAACUAUGCUACGGGUUGCAUCUUUGAGUACGAUGAGGCUCAUCCGAUCGGAUCAGGUAUCGGGUUUAAGGAAGAGGAUACUCCAAAUUUCACCGGUUCCUUUUAUUCUAAGACCAAAGCCAUGGUGGAGGAAUUGCUCAAGAAUUAUGAUAAUGUGUGUACAUUGCGAGUUAGGAUGCCUAUUUCAUCGGAUCUAACCAAUCCCCGAAACUUCAUCACGAAAAUUGCCCGAUACGAUAAGGUGGUUAACAUCCCUAACUCGAUGACUAUCCUUGACGAACUUCUUCCCAUUUCCAUCGAGAUGGGCAAGAGGAACCUGACUGGAAUUUGGAACUUCACAAACCCUGGAGUGGUGAGUCACAAUGAGAUUUUGGAGAUGUACAGGAACUACAUUGACCCCAGCUUCACCUGGAAGAACUUCAAUCUCGAGGAGCAGGCUAAGGUUAUCAUUGCCCCAAGGAGCAACAACGAGCUCGAUGCCAACAAGUUGAAGAUGGAAUUCCCCGAGCUCCUCUCGAUUAAGGAGUCUCUUAUCAAGUAUGUUUUCGAGCCAAAUAAGAAGACCGCCGGAGCUUCUUGAAAGGUGAACCGAGAGAAUAGAGACUUGUCUCAUGAAGUUUGUCUAUAAAGGUGAGCCGAUAAACUAGUGGAGCUUGAAGUUCUAAGGUUAUGAAAUCAUCGAUUUUCCUUUCUUUUUUCUAUUUAUGAAUUUGGUUCAUGUGGGUCGAUGUAGAUGGUAAUAAUCUCUGUGAUAGGCACACACCUCGUCCCGGAUGACACGAAGGAUUGUUGGCAUUUUGAAUUUGAAUGUUGUAUUCUUAUGAACCUUUGAAUAAUACGAGUUGAAAAUGGUUUUAUUUAA
Molecule: messenger RNA, 1262 nt
Organism: Hibiscus syriacus
Lineage: Eukaryota; Viridiplantae; Streptophyta; Magnoliopsida; Malvales; Malvaceae
Product: bifunctional dTDP-4-dehydrorhamnose 3,5-epimerase/dTDP-4-dehydrorhamnose reductase
Exons: 2
Coding region: 75-980 (301 amino acids)
Biological process (GO): S-adenosylmethionine biosynthetic process
Cellular component (GO): methionine adenosyltransferase complex
Molecular function (GO): methionine adenosyltransferase regulator activity
Source: RefSeq, a predicted model, not a curated record